This is a messenger RNA of Lachancea thermotolerans CBS 6340, 1632 nucleotides long. RefSeq names its product serine/threonine protein kinase SAT4 (gene SAT4). The transcript has a single exon. The record is from RefSeq and is a predicted model, not a curated record. Gene Ontology annotation, biological process: intracellular monoatomic cation homeostasis; intracellular signal transduction; protein phosphorylation. NCBI's taxonomy places the organism in Eukaryota, Fungi, Ascomycota, Saccharomycetes, Saccharomycetales, Saccharomycetaceae. Bases 1 to 1632 code for a protein of 543 amino acids. Gene Ontology annotation, molecular function: ATP binding; protein serine/threonine kinase activity.
AUGACCGCUACAUCCAUGGAGACACCGACUCCUAGGAGUCGUAAGAACACGCUCUCCUCCAAAAUUGGCAAAAUUUUCGGUGCCGGCAAGGGUGCGGGUCAACGCACUCCCAGCGCGGAUACCGCUCGGCAGAGCCAAGUGCCAUCUCCCACAAAUUCAGUGGUUUCACUUGACAGCUCGCACCAAGAGUCGCGCCACGCUUUGCAUCCGGACCCGCGUCAAGCCCCGCUCGCGGCUUCGCACCAAUCAUCAGACAUUUCGAGGCCCAGUUCGCCGCCGGUGUCGCUCAACGGUCGCGGGCAGAUUGCACCAACACAUGACGAAAACUCACUUGCAACACUUCGCUCCCGCUCCGAAAAUAACGACAAGGCGACUGCAAGCUCAGUCAACAUCGCGGCUAUGGCAUCGGUAAGCUCCGGGAGGUUUGUGAUGCUUGAGGGAGGCGGUCACGAGCACCACUUGAAGAGCGCAAAACGUCAAGAAAAGCUGAGCAGCAUGAUUAAGAACAUGCUUGGGGCCCAGAAACUCCGUGGUGAAGCCAAGUCGGCAGUCCCUGAUAUUCUCAUGAGCCAGAAAAAUCAACGGAGUAGCGCGGACCCUCCUUCCUUGUUCUCGGGCUAUAUGAAGCAGGUCGCUACUAUGGACCAAAGUGUGCCCUACAGUGGCGCUUCACAGACACAAAAGAAAUUUUACCUCAACGAGGCUACCCCUGGUGGCAGUGAUGGUGCAGUUGCUCCUUUAAAAAAGGAUCCUGCUAGCUUUGCAGAAAAAUACGGCCGUUGUCAGGAAGUUGUUGGCAAGGGUGCUUUCGGAGUUGUACGAAUUUGUCACAAGAAGGUGCAGGAAGGGCCAAACGCUGAGAAACUCUUUGCUGUCAAGGAGUUCAGGAGAAAACCUUCUGAGUCCCCCGAAAAGUAUUCGAGACGUUUGACCUCUGAAUUCUGCAUUUCAUCAUCACUGAAACACACCAACAUCAUAAGAACGCUGGAUCUGUUCCAGGAUGCCAAAGGCGACUACUGCCAAGUAAUGGAAUACUGUUACGGCGGUGACUUAUUUACACUCAUCAUUGCCGCGGGAAAGCUGGAGUACAUGGAGGCGGAUUGCUUCUUCAAGCAGCUUAUUAGGGGUGUGGUUUACAUGCAUGACAUGGGCGUUUGCCAUCGGGAUCUGAAACCAGAGAAUCUUUUGCUAACUUCCGAUGGCACCCUAAAAAUUACCGACUUUGGGAACAGCGAAUGUUUCCGUAUGGCAUGGGAAAAAGAUAUCCACUUGAGUGGCGGCGUCUGCGGCUCAAGUCCUUACAUUGCACCUGAAGAAUACGUACACGAAGAGUUCGACCCUCGGCCGGUCGAUAUAUGGGCGUGUGGUGUUAUUUAUAUGGCAAUGAGAACCGGCCGGCAACUUUGGAGCACUUCCCAAAGAGAUGAUGAAUUUUAUGCCAAAUAUUUAAAGGGAAGGAAGGACGAAGCAGGCUAUGAGCCAAUAGAAAAGCUAAAGAGGGCGCGGUGUCGCAAUGUUAUUUAUUCCAUUCUAGAUCCUGUGCCUAGCAGGAGAAUAAAUGGAAGGCAGAUACUUAACAGCGAGUGGGGAAGGGAAAUCAAGUGCUGCCACGAAGGUCAUCCAGAAAAAUAA